ACCUUAGACUUUCGACCGAAUUUAGUUAUCGGAAAUAGCUCAAAAUUUUAUGUACGACAUCGGAAACAGAGAGCGCAGAGAGUCCAUCUAUAGACAGAGGAAGCCGCACCGGCCUCUAGAUGGAAGCAAGGAACUGCCCGCCGGAGGUCGAUCCGUGCCACGUGCGACAAUUCCUCGCACGGCAGGCCGAGGUCCAGACCAGUCAGCGCCAGAAUCUGAACCAUUAUCUGGAGAAGACCAUGUCCGACUUCCCGCCGCCCCUAAUGUCCGCCCAGAACACAACAUCCGCCUCGUCCCCGCCCGGAGGAUCUCGGAUCGGAGAGGGCUGCCAGUGCAGCAGGACAAGGCCGAGUUCGAUUCUGGAGCAGCUAGUCGGCGCCGGCGGACACAAGCAGGAGAAGCGCCUGCUGGUCCCGGACCUGGCCACCGACUGGUUCCGCAAGCAGAAGGUUUUCCUCGACCAGAUCAGCCCUGAGGAGUUGGCCCAGGCCCAGGCCCAGGGCCAGGACAGCUGCUGCUGCCCCCAAGAUGUCGCAGAGGACCGGCUGCCAGAGAGCUGUUGCACCUGCCCGGUCAAGCAACGGAUGCAAUGCCAUCUGAAGGCCAAGCUCGAUUGCGAGUGCAGGAGCAGACGCAGGAGCAGAAGAGAGAAUGCUCCAGCUAGAAGCGAACGGAAGGGCAAGAAAGUGGCCCCCAGUCAGUCUGUCACACAAUGCAAGCCAAAUGUGGCAGGAUGUGGGAAAGAGGGGAGCACGAAAAAGAGAAAGGCCAAGAGCAGGAGCAGGAGCAGGAGCAGGAGCAGGAGUAGAAGCAGGAGCAGGAGCAUGGCCAAAGGCAAAGCCACCAUCAGUGGCAGUAAGGCGAGCAUAAGCAAGAGCCAGGCCAUAGACACCAGCAAGGGCAGCGAGAAACGCAUGGGGGCUGGCGCCCAGAGCCCCAAUCGCCGGCGCAUCGAUCGGCGUAGGAGCUGCAUAUGCCUCCGGCGGAGUCCCUCGUGCCGUUGUCCCUGCCAGAUGCAGUUCCAAGGCGACGGCCAGCCCAUGUCCAGGGAGUGCCAGCUGGCGACGCGGCGCACAGAGCCGCUGAUGCCGUGCCUGCGCAGGAAAUACGAGCUGCAGCAGGCACCGCAGCGGCGACUCGAGCCGCAACACUUUCGCCGCAUCUCGCCGGAGUUCUUCGGGAUACUCCAGAAGUACGAGCAGGCGAUGACCGAGAGCUGCCCGCUCUACGGCAUCUCCAUACGGCACUGGGGCGAGACGGCCCCGGUCUGCACCUGCGACGAGGAUGGCAGCCCAGCGAACAGGCAGUGCCUCGGCGAUGAGUCCGUGCGCGCACCGGGUGCCAAGCCGCCCCCUCCGGCCCUGCUCCCCUACGAAUCGGAUGCGAAUAUGGAGGAGGAUCCGUUUUGCACCGAUGCCACCUGUCCUUGCCGGAACAAUGAUCAGUCGGAUCCCACAGCGGAUAGGGACCAGUGCAAGGACCGAGCUGGCCCAGUCAAGUGCCAGGAACCGGAGCCCAGCCAACCGGAGCCGGAACCACAAGGGCAGCCUGUAGAGGAGCCCAAGGACCCCAAGGAGCCGCCCACGAGGAAGCCCAUAUGUUGCCCGAUUGAAUCCGAAUACCCACGGCAGAAGAAACCGAAAAAGGAGCCAGAGAAGAAGAAAAGCGGCUUCAGAUGCUGCCCCUGCUGGUCCAAGGAUCCCCUCAAGGGAGAUGGAUCGACCACCGACGGUCCUGGAUCGGAUCCACAAAAAGAGAAGAAAGAGAAAAAGAAAAAGGAAAAGAAAGAAAAGAAGCCGCCCAAAGACAAGAAGGAGAAACCACCGAAGGAGAAAAAGGGAAAGAAAUCCAAAAAGGACGAUGACGGAAGGCGCAAUCCCUUUGCGCCGCCCUCCUUUUUGGGCGGAUUCGCCUACCUCUGCAGACGUUGCAUGCGGUCGGGCCGCCAUCUGCUGUACAGCCACAACUCGAGCUACCAGCGCAUCCGUCGCCAGAACCAGGGCUUCCCCAACGGCUGUGGCCCCCCAACCGUGGCUCCACCCCCGGCUCCAGCACUCCGAGCAGUCCCAGCUUUGUACCACAUGAGGGGUGUGUGCCAGCAUCAGCCCGAUGUCUGGCGAUUCGGGGACACGCCAGCGCCCACCCAAGAGGCAGACGACAGAGAGUCAGACACCGAAUCAGCACCAGAAGCACAGCCCGAAUGGGAGCCAUCGGAGCAUGGAGGAGGCUCCCCUCAUGGCGGCAGCAGUACCACCACCUUGAGACCACACCUCAGCAGCGAGAGCUGCAGCCGAGCCCCACCGAAUCCUCUCAACAGCUGUGGCACUUUCUGCACGACGAGACGGACUCAGGCGGGUGCCUGCAACCUCAAGGGUAGCCCUUCAUCGGCCAUCUGGACGCUGCAGAAGCGUAGCUCCAGGCCGGUGAAGCGGAGGUUUGUCAACGAGCGUUUCGGUAAGAGAAGGAUGCCGGAGAGAGACGGAAGAGCCGAGAGACCUGGGAGAACGGAGAGAGCCGAGAGAGCGGAGAUAACAGCACAGGUCAAGGAUGCGGAGGAAGCCUCCUCCUCAAGGCUCAAGGACGAUGAGGCAUCGUCCUAUGUGGAGGGUUUCUGCCUCAAGGUGAACAAGCAUGGCACACGGGCCUGCUAUCUGGCCAACGACUACAUGCAGCUGAUGAAGAUGGUGGCCAAAAAGCGGGCCCGUUGCGUUUGCCUCAAGACCAAGAAGACCACCUGCCGCCCCAAACCAGAGCGAGAGCCCAGUCCCAGGGCAACGGCAGCCCGAAGCCGACGAGCUUCGCCCCCGGCGGCCCAGCGCAGCAGCCCGGCUGCCCCUCGCCAAGCCCCUCGGAGUACCGGAGCCCGUUCGCAGUCCGCCGCAAUGGCCAAUAGUCCAAAGCGAAAGAGAACCAAGCCUCCAGGUAAUACAGCCACAGCCACAGUCACAGAUGACGAUGCUGACACUUACCAGCUCUCGGAUGGGCCAAGCAGCUGUCAAGAUCUGGCUGCGUGUAGUCGCAAGACCGAGAGAAAGAAAGGCCCAACCUCCCUAGGAAUCUGCCCUAGGAACCAAGCCGUCAAGAAGCGAUCUGCCAGAGGCUCAUCGAGUCCCAGUCCUAGUCCCAAUCAGAGUCCCGUCCGAUUGAGCAGGAACGUUCAAAGAAGGUCUUCAUCGCCGACACGGAGUGCCAGAUCUUCGGCAUCGAGGAAAGCCCGCGCCACGGAGAGACAGAGGCAGGAGACUGCCAUCUCGAGCAGCGACUUCGAAGAAGUCCCUCGCUCGGAGAAAAUACCAGCGCACACGACCCGUGGCCGAAAGCCCCCGAGCGGUGCAUCGGAUGGGCCGGAAGCCGCACUCCAAUGCCAUCAAUCCAAUUCGUAUCCGAGUGAAUGCGUGUUUACAAAAUAUUCCUAUUCCAAUCCUCGUACCGAUGCCAGCCAAGAUCCAACAGAGCCCAGUCCCUGGCCGGAAGCGGCCCCCAAAGAGGGUAUUUCUGCCAUAAGUUGGGGGGAGCAGGAAUUCCAAAAUUGUCCCGAGGAGUGCCCUAUACGGCAGCAGCAGAAGCAGUACCAGAAGCAGAAGCAUCAGCAGCAGCAGCAGCAGCAGCAGCAGCAGGAGCCUUCAGUUGCGACGCAGGAUUCUCAGUUUGAUGAGAAUCAGGCUGAACGGUUCCAGGAGAGAGAGCCAGUACAAGAGAAAGCUGCACAAAGUUACGUAGAGGAUCCACCCAGUGCCGAAUGGAUCACACAGGAGAAGCAGCUUCAGCAGCAGCAGCGGCAGCAGCCAGGACUGGUAGAAUGCCGCUGUAACAAGGAUGCCCCGUGCUGGAGAAAUGUGAAGGAGAAGAGGCAGCCCCAGGUCUACCCACAGGCCCAGUUUCAGUCCCAGUCCCCGAUUUACCCACAGAAGGGCGGCUAUGAUCAGGAUGAUGAGCACUCUCAGUGGACAACGACGCACAACGAGGAGCGGCCCACAACGAGGAAGCAGCUGAAGAGCCUGUCGCGCUCUUGCAAACUUCGAGCACCGAUCGGUGGGCCCCUGCGUUGGAUUGCCAAUGGAUUCACCAGCUCCAAAAGGAGCUCCUGCACCGAGGGAGCUGCCACGGAGAGGGAAAGACCAGCACCAGCACCAGCACCAGCAGCACAGUCGCCACAGCCGGCAGACGUCAAUCAGCAGAGGCUACGAGCACCCCAUCGACCACCCAGAGAAGUGGGCCGUCGCUACUACUCGGAAACGCAGCCAAAAAUGUGGUACGAUCAGGUGGCCAGGCUGGACGGCUUGAGCAGCUCUCGGUCGACCCACUCGCGAUGCUCGAUACGUGCCCUCCGGUCCAACACGGACACCAUUCAGAGUCCCCUCACGCCGACACCGUCAGUAGCCAGUGUGGAGGAAGUGCCGGAUAGAUGGGGAUUUCUGCAGUCCACGCAGCAGCAGAUGCCGUCCCCGCAGCAGAAGAUGCAGUCCAUGCAGUCCCCGCAGCAGCAGAUGCCGUCCCAGAGGCAGCCAGAGACCCCGAUGCAGAUGCCAAUGCAGCCCAGGAUGGAGGCCCAAUAUCCCAACCAGAAGCCCAACGAAAAGAAUCGCUAUAUGCCCCACGAGCACCGCAUGGUGACUGUUGCAUGUCCUGGUCCUGGUUCUCUCAUUGGCUGUGGCUUUUCCCCCAGCAAGAAAAUACCCAAGCUGUUGAGCAGCCAUCCGCUGGAUCUGAAGCACUCUAUCGUCCAACGGCGGGAGGCCAAGAGGCCCAAAUGGAUGUUCCACAAUCAUGCGCCGCUCACGCUGCGCACGGCCCGGCCACGGGCAGAUGCCUACUACGAGGAAAAGCUGCGCCGGCGUUGCCUCAAGUUCAUUUUGAACCUCGAGCAGGACAAUCCGUCGUCAUUCGCAGCACAGGGCACGAGCAGGGCGGCGUUGGACCCAGGGGCAGCUCCUGCAGAGCAGGCGACCUGGUAUUCCGCCGAGGAGCAAGCGGAGGCGCAGGCGCACGAGCAGGAACACUAUUUAUCCGAGGAGCAGCAACACGAAGAGGAACUGCAACAGGAACAGGAACAGGAACAGGAGCCAGUGAACGGCUUACCCGAGGACCAGGAAUGGUAUGCAGAACCUGGCUAUGAAGUCGACGCGGGUCCACAAUGGAGCCACACGCGUCGCUCGGUCUCCGGCAGUGGGAUACGUCCUGCAAAUAACGCUAGAGUGUGGGUCGCGCAUCCACCAGAUCAAUGGCAGUAUCCCGAGUCGCAUCGGUAUGAUGACCGUCCUCAGCAGAGCCCCACAUAUGACCCCUACUACCGUGCUGCCACGGACAACUGGCCGCCACAAGUUCAAGGACAUAAUUGGGAGCCACCUUCUUACCGCCCGAUACAGCAGUCACAGUCGCAGCCGCAGCCGCAGUCACAGCCUCCACUCCACAGGAAUUAUCAGGAGCCACAGUCUCAGCGACAGCCCCCGUGCCAGAGCCAGCCACAGCCACAGCCACAGCCACAGCCUGAGCGCCAGCCACGCCCUGAGCGGAGGCCACAGUCUGAGCGCCAGUCACAGCGCAAUGACCAGAGACAUGCUGAAAGGGAGCCACAGUCUGAACGCCAGUCACAGCCUGAGCGCCAGUCCCAGGCUCAGCGUCAGACCCAUCCCCAUCCCCAUCCCCAUCGCCAGGCGCAGUCGCAGCAUCAUCAUCCUCAGCCGCAUCUCCAGCGACAGGCCCAACCCCCACCCGACAACAAUCCCAAGCGGCAUUGGCGGUUACCGAGAUCUGUGUCGGAGACCAGACCCUUCUAUGAUGAGGUAGAAGUGAAGGACUAUGCCCCGGAUGUGGAGCAGCAGCCACAGAAUUGGCAGACGAAUGCACCACCGCCGGCGUGCAUGCAACCAAUGCAUCACAGGAGCGUGGCACGUUCAUCUGCUUCCUCUGGCAGGGCGGCUGCACAUCGUAGUCCCCGUCGAUCCUCCAGACACCAGGCAGCACAUCGGCAGGGUGGGGGUACGGCCGGCGCCAUAACCGCAGCCGCACUGGGACUGAGGGGUUUGGUCCAAGCCUUGGGCGGACCCAGAUACGCGAGGAAACCCUCGCCGGGCUCUGGCGUGUCUCCAGAGGGAGAGGCUACGACCAUAUCUUCGAUUGAGGCGGGCUUUCAUCGUCUAGUACCCAUGAAUUACUCAAAGGAGCAGCUUCCCUUCACGGUGGAUCCAGCAACAGAGCAUCGCGAGGCGGCACUAACAACAGCGUCAAAUUCAGCCCGCAGCUAUGGCCUUGUGUCGGCCCGGGAGCAGCGAACCAGGACAUACCCCGUGCAGGAGCGACCUUCGGCCCUUCCGGCCCGUUCCAGCCGUUUCAAUAGCUACUCGAAGCCUCCACCGUCCAUGGACAACGAGCGGAGCACCCUGUCCCUGUUCGCUGUGCCCACAUCCAGCAGCAAUCUGGCGUGGCGAGCCGAGGCGACAGCCGCCAGACCGAUAACGAAAUCGAGAAUGCCAGGCGGUCAAGAGGAGCAACGCAUGCCGCCUCCAGUCUCGGUUCUCUCCGAUCUGGACUUUCACACACAUUCCACAUCACACAACAGCAGCCUCUCGACAUCGGGAGGCUAUCUAGCACCGUCCCCGUCCAGGGCUCAGUCCGAGGCCGGAACCGCACCGCUGGCCGUAUUCCUGGACAACUUUCGAGCCAGAAAUGUCCUGGUUCUGCCCGCCAAGUCCUGCCCUUCGUCCGAGAUACCGACCCGCGGAAGCGGAAGGGAGAAGACGAAAGCGACGGAUGAACAGGGACCCACUCAAGGACGUCGCUGGUUUCCAGCUACACCGCUGGUCAUUCCGCCCACCUACAAUUCCCUGCUCGAGGAACAGAUACUUCAGGAAUAUCUGCCCACGCCAAAAUGCAGGCGCUGCAGGUCUUGAAUGAUCCCACGAUCCCACAUCAAUCAGUUCUCCGAGAAUCCAUAGCCAAAGCCAUAGCCACAGCCACAGAGUAGCUCAUGUACAGCCUGAAUCUGGAUCUGGAUCUCAGCUAAAACUCCACAAUGCUCGUUUCAAAUAAAAAACAAAUAAAUAGCGGCUGUUUCCUUCAAACAAAA
Molecule: messenger RNA, 7066 nt
Organism: Drosophila persimilis
Lineage: Eukaryota; Metazoa; Arthropoda; Insecta; Diptera; Drosophilidae
Exons: 3
Coding region: 120-6890 (2256 amino acids)
Source: RefSeq, a predicted model, not a curated record